AUGACCCGCUGCUGGGUGAUCUUGACUCUCUUCGUCCUCUGCGCUCAUGGCGAGUACAAGAGGAGAGGUCCCAUCCGUAGGAAAAUCUUCGUCGAGAAGCCGAAGACGCAGCUGCAGAUCCGAUUCCCGGCGGACUUCCCGACCCUGGACCGAGCCAUUGGGGUGAAAUUCCCUCUCCCCAUCUACAUCGAGGAAGGAAAUCACUACUUGGGUGGACGCCUUGCUGUUCAUAAGACAGAUGUCAAGCUGUACGCGGGACCCAACUUCUUCCCGGUCAUACAUGGAAGGUGGAUGCUCCUUCCUGGCUCCACGGGGGAGCUGUCGAAUAUCUGCUUCCAGCAUGAGGCGGAGGCGGAGGAGACGUGCAUGCACAUCCUUGGGGGCAACGGGAUCGCUCAGAUACAUGCCAUCACUGAUGUCAUCGAUCCCUGGAGGUUCGAGGACUGCAGGGUGUAUGCCUUGGACGGGACGUCUAUCCUGCUCUCGGGGGUGGGGAGAGCGACGUUCAAGCAUUGCAUCAUGGGAGGGAGAGACGAGGAGAAGCGAUCACUGACAGCAGUCGUGCUUGCCGAGAGUUCGUGGUGCUAUGCACAGAGCUCAAGGUUUGCCAACUGUGCAAACAGUGGCAUUAGAGCGGUGGGAGAUUCAGAAGUGAGGAUUGAAAGGUCUUCCUUCGGAAGCAACUCGGUGAUGGAAGGCAACAACUGUUCGUUGACCCUGGAGCAGACGAAAUUGCAUAACAACGUGUGGGCUGAUGAGAACAGGCCAGCAAGGCUGAUGGUCAAUUCAUUGUCUUUUUCCCCUCCUCUCUCCUUUGCUCACAUGCCAGACCAGAUGGAAAAGUGUACCUUCGUGGACCCACCCGAUCCAGUGACUAAGACGAAUGCUCCGCAACCCGCGCCUGAAGAAAAACAAGACAGCAAGGUCAAGCAAGGCGGCAAACACAAGGGAGCAGCGUUUGAGAGCUCAGAGGAGGAAGAGUUCAAGUUGAGCUCAAAGGAUUCAGGGCUCGACAACAAUGAGAUUCAGAGGCAAUUCGACGAGCGGGAAAAGCUGCUGAAACGAACAACAUCCACCAACAAUGGACAAACCAGGACGCAGAAGAGAAAUCACAGGAGGAGGAAGAAAGAAGCCUUUCAAGAGUUGUCGCGCAUCUCAUCCAUCCUGGUGCCCCUGAAGAAGUCGCCAGCAACAACCCAGGGCCCCCUCUCUGUUGGGACCAGGGCCGGGGACAGCGAUGACGAUGACGAAUCUGAGAUGGAGGAGCAGGAUCGCACGGUCAUUGAACCACGGAAACGCCUCGUCCGCUCUGAAGAGAUCUACGGCAACAGCUACGGGCUGAUGAAGAAGGCAAUACUCAAGGGCAAGGGUGUCGACACUCGAGACAAGAUGUACAUCGACGAUGAAGGCAAUGUGAGUUGA
Molecule: messenger RNA, 1422 nt
Organism: Guillardia theta CCMP2712
Lineage: Eukaryota; Cryptophyceae; Pyrenomonadales; Geminigeraceae
Exons: 12
Coding region: 1-1422 (473 amino acids)
Source: RefSeq, a predicted model, not a curated record